UGCUUGGGCCAAAACUGAAACCGAAUUGGGACCGCAACCCGAUAGAGAAUCGAAUCGAAUGGCCAUGAGAAUGACAAACUAGUGACCGACCGGUUUAUAGAGUGUGUAUCGCAAAACCGUGAUGUUGUGGAAGACAGAGACAGUCCCCAGAGCAGCCCCAGAUCGUCGCUCCGCUUGGGUCCGAUAUCUGCGAUCUCCGACCUGCGACCUACGACCUACCGCCUCCACGAUGCGCCAUCGCCGCCGCCUCCUCCAUUCGUCCAUUCCAAAAUAGAGAAUUAAAAUCGAUUAGAAUCGAAAUGAAAGAAAUGUUAACCAAACUGAUACCCAAACAAAACCAGACGAUGACGAUGGACGAUGAUGAGCUGCUGAGCUGACCAGAGUCAAAAGGUCUGCCCACGCCCCCUGACCAAAGGCGUGGGCCGGCCUCUUGUGUUAGAAUUGUCAAAUUCCUUAUAGCCAUUGUGAGUGUGAGGGCGCGAAUCGAGUCGAGUGUGGUUAGAUGAGAAGCUUGCGUUCGCUUAUUCAGAGAUGAGAUGGUCUUGGCGACAAUGAGAUGAGAUGAUGAUGAGAUAUGAUCAUGAGACGAUGAUCGAUCAAAGACGAUGAUGAUGCUGGUCGCGCGUUCAGUGUCCAGCUUCGGCUUGUGCCUCCGACCUUAGUCCUUCCCCCAAUACUUCCCCGGUACUUGUGGCUUCCGGCUCUGGCUACUGGCUACUGGCUUACGGCUCCGGCUUCUGGCUUCCGGCUGAGACAACUUGACUAGACAACCAACCGGUUGGAGCAGCGAGCAGAGAGCAGCGUCCCUCGAAACGUAUUUCUUAUUUUUGCAGUUCGUUUAUGUGUGUGAGAGAGAGAGGCGCCGAAGCCGCUGGUUGUCCGACGCUGCCCGGCAAACUGCUCCAAAUACUCCGCUCUCCGGCUCUCUGGUGUGGUGGCUCUGGCUAGUGAUCGAUGUCUGCUCUGAUCUGAUCUGACCUCUUCCUGACCGUAUCCGGAGUGGCUCCCUCCAAAAACAAAAACGAAACCGCAACACUUGAAUACUUUACUUGCCAUUUCUAAUAUGAAUCUGUUGUACACGAAAAAAACCAAAAACCAAAAAAACAAAUCCAACCAAACGAAUACCGAACCAAACGAGGUUGGGCCAUCCAUCCGCUCAUCCGCCUGCCUGCUGGCUACUUACUGUUUACUGGCUGCCUGGUUGAGUUAACGAUGUUCGAUCGGACCUUCGAUGAGGUGUCCUUGGUGCUAUUGGCCCACAGUUACUAGGCAGACAAUCUAAACUCUCGGUGUAGAAACGAUGUGUGUGUCCUCCUCUCUCUGAAAGCGCAUUAAGAUCUCAAGGAUUACAUGCGACAAGCAGGCGAGGUGACCUAUGCGGAUGCCCACAAGCAGCGUCGCAAUGAAGGCGUGGUUGAGUUUGCCUCGCUGUCCGACAUGAAGACGGCCAUUGAGAAACUGGAUGAUACCGAACUAAAUGGCAGACGCAUUCACCUGGUUGAGGAUCGACGUGGAGGACGCGGCGGCGGUGGUGGUGGCAGCGGACGUGGACGUUCCCGUUCUUCAAGCUCUCGUUCACGUUCCCGCUCGCGCAGGCGCUCUCGCUCUCGCCGCUCGUCGCAUUCGCGCUCCAAGUCGCGCAGCCGCUCCAAGUCCCGCAGCGGACGCUCCAAGUCCAAGUCGCCGGUCAAGUCGCGUUCUCGCUCCCGAUCACGUUCAAACAAAUCGCGUGAUGUAUCCAAGUCCAAGUCUAAGUCCCACUCCCGCACCCGUUCCCGUUCUCCCAAGCGUGAACGCGAGUCCCGUUCCCGCUCCCGUUCGAUUGUCAAGCGCGAGUCACGUUCCCGCUCUCGCUCCAAGUCGAACCGUCGUGAUUCCCGCUCACGCGAUCGGUCCGCAUCAGCUGAAAACAAGUCCCGUUCCCGCUCCCGCUCCCGCUCGGCCUCGCCCAAAAAUGGAAAUGCCUCGCCGGAACGCAAUAACGAGAGCAUGGACGAUUAGAUUAGUUAGCUGUCCCAUUAAUUUUAACAAAACACUUGAUUUUAGACUUCUACUAUAACACAACUCUACUCUACAAAAAUCAACACUCAGACACCUACUAUAUCAACCCUCUGCCACUUAAACCAAAUCAAAUGCAAAUGAAAAUGAGAAUGAAAAUGAAAAAAAAAAAACAUGUAAAUCCACCAACCAGCCUCGGAAUCUUUAUUUCUACAUAACUAACUAAUUAUGAUUAUUGAUUGGAUAAUCCCAUUUAGGGAUCUGUUGGCCGAGCAACAACAAAACACAUUUAGUAGUUUCGAAGGGGUGGAAUUACUGUGAAACGAGCAAGAGGAGAACCACUUAAAUUGUCUACAAAAUGAGUAAUUUCAAUAAAUACGGAUACAUCUAAAUUA
Molecule: messenger RNA, 2393 nt
Organism: Drosophila serrata
Lineage: Eukaryota; Metazoa; Arthropoda; Insecta; Diptera; Drosophilidae
Gene: B52
Product: serine and arginine rich splicing factor B52
Cellular component (GO): cytoplasm; nucleus
Molecular function (GO): mRNA binding
Source: RefSeq, a predicted model, not a curated record